Molecule: messenger RNA, 867 nt
Organism: Humulus lupulus (European hop)
Lineage: Eukaryota; Viridiplantae; Streptophyta; Magnoliopsida; Rosales; Cannabaceae
Product: 3-epi-6-deoxocathasterone 23-monooxygenase CYP90D1-like
Exons: 7
Coding region: 246-644 (132 amino acids)
Source: RefSeq, a predicted model, not a curated record
GUAAUUCCCUGCAGCGCUUGGCCAGCUAACAUAAUUGAGAGGGCUUUGAGAUCUGUUCAUGAGCAAUGCAAGAAGAUACUUAUCAACAAACAACUACAGUUGUUAAUAGUUAUCUUGCCUGAUUCUGGUGGUUCAUAUGGACCUUGAUCAAGACUCCAAAUGCAGCUCACGGAUAAGGCUAUGGAUGGGGUUGGAAGGCUCGGGCUUGCGGAGGGUCGUGGAUAGCUCGAUCUCACGGAGAGGUCAUGGGUCAAAACUUGAAAAACUUGAAAAGCAGGAAAACCUCGCUGAACCCAUUAUUUUCAUGUUGCUGUGCCACAUCAGGGGGUAUUCUAGACAGAGUUGUUGAAGCAGAGGAUAAGAAACGUGGAGAUAUUCUAAGACUGGACCAUUUCAGCUCAAGAUCUGUCCCAUUUUUUAGCAAGUAUCAGAAUAAUACAGAUGAUCUAAUAGCUGAUAACAUUAUAGAUAUGAUGAUCCCAGGAGAGGAUUCAGUUCCUGUUCUUUUGACUCUUGCAGUGAAAUAUCUCUCAGAUUGUCCUGCUGCCCUACAACAGUUACUGGUUUUUGGAAAUUAUGGCUCCUAUCUUUUCUCGAAAAGCUUGGCGGUGUGUAUGGCACAUGAUUCAGGUAUAUUGAGAUGAUUUCUUUGGAGCAAUUCUUGACAACAUUUGUAGUUGAGGCCUUUAGAAUGGAAGAAUGUAUUUCACUAAUUUUUGUGUACAUUUCUUGUUUUGUAUUUAGUGAUAAAGGAAUCUAAAUUGGGCAUAAAUUAUGUUGUAAUAUGAUUUCUUAAGCCUAGACUAGUAGACUAAAUAUUGUAAUUACAUUUUGAGUAAUUAAUAAAAAUAUAUUUAUGUUACCUUA